CAGGGGGGGCAGUUUAGGGCACAACACCGCCCCGAAAAACAGUCCCUUUCUAUUUUUUAACUUUCGCUUUCAUUCAUACUGGAGGAACGAUCUCUCGACGCGUAAGGAAACAACGGCCAAUAAAUAUAAAAUAAUCAUGAAUAACAAGACCAAUUUGACUAACGUCAAUUACGUAAUUUAUGGUUGCAUUUGUCUGUCAGGCCUAUUGGGAACCCUCUACAUAUAUGAUGUUUCUCUCUGGGAUUGGCGUGUCAUAAUAUGUGGCUGCCUCAUCCUUGUGUGUCCGUUCAUUGUGCGCACAAUCUAUUUCAACUGGAAUUCCUCCCCACUUCUCUCAGUAAAAGUACAUGUGCUGGUUGCUGGAGAAACUUUUCAGGCCCAUGAAACCUUCAUACAAAAGCUGAAGCUGCAGAUAGAGCUCUGCAGUGCAGAGAGCAGCAACGUCAUCCUGCUCUUCUGUCCUGUUGUUUCUCGGAUUGGGACAGACAUGGAGGCAGCCAUGGACAGAGUUACAGUAAAAAAACCUGUCAUCCGGGUGUUCAUGCACCACUGUCACAAACCCAGUGACAUGACCAACAUCACAGUGCAACCAUCCAGGGGCAACAUAGUGCAAGUCGUCCACUGUGCCUUUCUCGAAUACGGUGGGCUGCUGCAAUGCAGCGAAAACAAUCAGGCAGUCUCUGAGGUCCGUAUGAUGUUGCAGAAAUACCAGCAAGGAAACGGACCCUCCACAGAGGAGAUAUCUAAAUCAGUAUAAUCAGUUAAUUUCAAAGAAAUUGUGUGAUUAUUCAGCUGGGCAAUUUAACUGUGCUGUGUAGAUAGAUAAACCAUCUAAGUAACAGAUUAUGGUUCACAUUAGACAGAUGUUAAUUGUGUUGUACUGUAUGUAACUGAAAACUUCAACACUGAAAGAUAAUAAAC
Molecule: messenger RNA, 921 nt
Organism: Brienomyrus brachyistius
Lineage: Eukaryota; Metazoa; Chordata; Actinopteri; Osteoglossiformes; Mormyridae
Exons: 6
Coding region: 137-757 (206 amino acids)
Source: RefSeq, a predicted model, not a curated record